Malania oleifera is the source of this 2489-nucleotide messenger RNA. RefSeq names its product probable plastidic glucose transporter 3. The transcript has 15 exons. The record is from RefSeq and is a predicted model, not a curated record. Gene Ontology annotation, molecular function: hexose transmembrane transporter activity. Lineage: Eukaryota; Viridiplantae; Streptophyta; Magnoliopsida; Santalales; Ximeniaceae. Gene Ontology annotation, cellular component: membrane. Gene Ontology annotation, biological process: monosaccharide transmembrane transport. Bases 478 to 1947 code for a protein of 489 amino acids.
ACCGUAAUUAGCAGCGCCCCCCACGCGCACGUUAAAAACCGCCCCUUCCCAUGCCUUUCCAUUCCACCGAACGGUUUCGAGAUCUUCGCGUAGAUUUUUCCAUUUCUUCAUUGGAAACUAAAAUGGCGACUUCACUACGUUAGCUCCAGUCCUUGACACCUUCCUUCCCUCCCGGGGCACCUUAGCGUCCGUCCUCUCUCUCCGAUCAGUCGGUUUGAUCACAUUCUCGUAUUGAGAUCAGCGGUUUGAGUUAUCAGGUUCCGCAUUCCAAUCAGUCUUCGAGCAUUUGUUUGAAGGUACUCAGCUUCAAAUCCUUCUUCGAUUUCGCAGAACUAUGUAUCUAGGGAUGAACUGGUGAGAUGCUGAGAAGUGAUAAACUAAAGAAAUAUAUAACUGAAUAAUUGGUUGAUCUGGCGUGGCUGUUUCCGGUUGUUUCUAUUUGUGACUACGAAAGAAGGCUCCGUUGCAUUUCGAGGUAUGCGAGGACGGCAACGUGAUGCUUUCUCGACGUACAAACGAAUGUCGUCGAGGGACUAUUUGAAUGCCUUCGACAAAGAAGACGGUUCAGGCCAUUUGCAGAAUGUUACGGGAAAAGAGACUGCCAAUCCUUCAUGGAAACACUCUUUGCCACACAUUCUUGUGGCUACUAUUUCUUCAUUCUUAUUUGGCUAUCAUCUUGGGGUAGUUAAUGAAACACUAGAAAGCAUUUCCUUAGAUCUUGGCUUUAAUGGGAGUACACUUGCUGAAGGUCUAGUGGUGAGUACAUGCUUAGCGGGUGCCUUUGUUGGAUCUCUGUUCAGUGGUUGGAUUGCAGAUGGAAUUGGGCGACGCAGGGCGUUCCAGUUGUGUUCUUUACCAAUGAUAAUUGGAGCUUCGAUGAGUGCAACGACAAAAAGUCUUCAUGGUAUGCUUCUGGGGAGGUUUAUUGUCGGAACUGGGAUGGGUAUUGGUCCCCCCGUUGCAUCCCUCUAUGUGACAGAGGUUUCACCUGCUUUUGUAAGGGGUACUUAUGGGAGCUUCACCCAAAUUGCAACAUGUCUUGGACUUAUGGGAGCUCUUUUUAUUGGAAUCCCUGCCAAAGAAAUUUUUGGUUGGUGGCGGGUUUGUUUUUGGGUGUCUUCCAUUCCUGCUGCAAUGCUUGCUCUUUUCAUGGAGUUCUGUGCAGAAAGUCCUCAUUGGCUUUUUAAGAGAGGAAGAGGUGCUGAGGCCGAAGCUGAAUUUGAGAAGGUUUUGGGUGGAGCACAUGUCAAAUAUGCCAUAGCAGAACUGUCGAAGUCAGAAAGAGGGGAUGAAGCAGAUACAGUGAAGUUUUCAGACCUACUCUAUGGUCGCCAUUUUAGAGUGGUUUUCAUUGGGUCUGUCCUAUAUGCUUUACAGCAGCUAUCAGGAAUUAAUGCUGUAUUCUAUUUCUCAUCAGCCGUCUUUAAAAGUGCAGGAGUACCUUCAGAGGUUGCUAACACUUGUGUUGGAAUUUCAAAUCUAUCAGGGUCUAUUGUUGCAAUGGUUUUGAUGGACAAACUAGGGAGGAAGGUGCUUCUUCUAGGAAGUUUCUUUGGCAUGGCAGUUUCAAUGGGUAUUCAAGUAAUUGCAGCAAGUUCGUUUUUGUCAGGCUUCAGCACGGCCUAUUUGUCUGUUGGUGGUAUGCUGCUGUUUGUCUUGACAUUUGCUAUGGGCGCUGGUCCAGUCCCUGGUCUCCUUCUACCAGAAAUAUUACCCAGCCGAAUUCGGGCGAAGGCAUUGGCAGUGUGCUUGGCCGUGCAUUGGGUGAUAAAUUUCUUUGUUGGUUUGUUUUUUUUGAGAUUGCUGGAGCAAAUGGGCCCGCAAGUUUUGUAUUCUAUCUUUGCCAUGUUUUGUUUGACGGCAGUGGUUUUCGUGAAGAAGAAUGUGGUGGAAACAAAAGGAAAAUCACUUCAGGAAAUUGAGAUUGCACUUCUCCCAGUUGAGUAGAGAGAGUUAGCUACUGGGCAUUUUUGGUACGAGAAUGUCGCUUACUCAUGUUUGGAGAAAUCCUUCGCUGCCUGGUUUCGACAGUAAUUAACUUCAUUUUUGGAGAAAUCCUUGGAGAUGCAUCCAUGAGGCCCGUGUAUAGUGGUUUCCCCUUUCCGCCUAAAUAAUCUGAGCUCAUUCAUAUUUUUUUCCCCCUCUUGAAAUAAUGGGUAGUUUGCAAGAGAAUAGGAUACAAGUGAGACUGAUUUUUAUACAUCAUCUUAUAUUAGAUGUUUUUGUUCCCCUUUCAGUAAGAAUAAUGUUUGCUUUCCUUCCAUAGAACCCCCAAAUGAUUAAACCAAGCACAUACCGUGACACAUUGACUAUUCUUAUUUCAGAUAUCAAUUGAUCCCGAUGAAAAUAGCUAUAAUUCAUUUACUGCAUCAGGCGCAGUUGGGCAUGGACAAGAGUUGAGUUCAUUUGUAAUAUCUAUCUUUACGACACAAUUUGAUACAUGCUAAUAUCUAUCUUUUUACUAAUUGCUAUCAUUCUUAUUUUAAAAA